CCCACACCAACACGGGGAGAACAUGCAAACUCCACACAGAAAUGCUAACUGACCCAGCCGAGGCUCGAACCAGUGACCUUCUUGCUGUGACGCGACAGUGCUAACCACUGAGCCACUGUGCCACCCUAUAUUGUUUUUGUUAUUUUUUUAUUAUUGUGAACGAAUGAUAAUGUCUCUCUAUCUCUCUCUCUCUCUCCAUCAGGUGUGUUGUUCUCAGAGGUCCGCCGUGCAUGUGGCGUGAUGGUAUUGGUCAAUCCUCAGAGUGGGCGUGGCCAGGCCAUGGCUCUAUAUAAUGGGCACGUUCAGCGGAUGCUCACAGAGGCGGAUAUUCCACACACACUCGUCGUCACCGAGCAUCAGAAUCAUGCCCGGGAUCUGGUGAGGAGCACAGACCUGUCGCAGUGGGACGCCCUGAUCAUCCUGUCUGGAGACGGGCUGCUCUUUGAGGUGGUGAACGGGCUGAUGGAGAGGCCAGAUUGGGAGAAGGCCAUUCAGACUCCUCUGGGAAUUCUCCCGGGAGGUUCAGGAAACGCUCUGGCUGCUUCUGUCCAUCAUUACACACG
This is a messenger RNA of Danio aesculapii, 563 nucleotides long. Its product is annotated as sphingosine kinase 1-like. The record is from RefSeq and is a predicted model, not a curated record. The annotation marks the transcript as partial. Gene Ontology annotation, cellular component: membrane; intracellular membrane-bounded organelle; cytoplasm. Lineage: Eukaryota; Metazoa; Chordata; Actinopteri; Cypriniformes; Danionidae. Gene Ontology annotation, biological process: sphingosine biosynthetic process; negative regulation of apoptotic process; cellular response to growth factor stimulus. The transcript is spliced from 3 exons.